Molecule: messenger RNA, 504 nt
Organism: Colletotrichum paranaense
Lineage: Eukaryota; Fungi; Ascomycota; Sordariomycetes; Glomerellales; Glomerellaceae
Exons: 2
Coding region: 1-504 (167 amino acids)
Source: RefSeq, a predicted model, not a curated record
AUGGACCAUGGGCGAGUCCUCUGCCAAUUCUCGCUUCCACCAGGUUCCGGUGAUAGGCAGCGGUCAAGCCUCCGACGCAAGAGCGAAUCGUCAUAUCACAUAGGACCUGCCACUUCUCUGGUUGACACUACGAUACGGGGAAGUAGGCCGAUCUCAUCCCCGUCAGAAGCGAAGCCACACAACCGCAGUUACGGUUCAAGGCGUCCGGAUAGAGGCAAGGCCAACGAUGGGGGAACGACCAAUGUUGAGUAUCUAGCCCCCGAACGGCGUCACCUCGAGGCCCCGAGACUCAGGCUACCAACACAUGAAGGUAGUAUUCAUGAGCUGCUUGAGGGGAGGGGAGGGCAAUUGCGAAGCCGGGGGAUGCGACCCCUAGAAACACUGUCACGAAAGGUUGAGGGCGAAGCAUCACUGUACUGUAUGGCACAAGAGUCAAGACUCAACUUGCAAAACGUGGCAAACCCCUUGACAAAACUGCAAUUGGGCGCAGAUUUGAGCGGCUAG